Durusdinium trenchii is the source of this 1307-nucleotide messenger RNA. NCBI's taxonomy places the organism in Eukaryota, Dinophyceae, Suessiales, Symbiodiniaceae. The record is from the annotation of a GenBank genome assembly.
UCCACUCCCCAAAAAAACCGGUCGCCAUCCGACCGGAAUCGAAACCGUGCCCGAUGUGCGAUCGACCCUGAGAUGUGGCCUUCGGUCGCCCGGUCGUAACAGUAUCAGCGACAGUGGUGCAGGAGGGUGCGCAGGACGAUGCGGACUGGGCCUGUGUGCCUGAGGCAUCCAUGCUCUUGCAGACCUCCCUGCUACUGGAUCGUCCACCCAGGAUGGGACCCCAGAGGCAGUCCUUAGCAGCAUCUGCCACGAUUCUGUUUGAUCCGACCGACCACAGCUUUGAGAUGGCAGAGCAGAAGAAACUGCGGCUCUCCUUGGCCAUCGCCAGCACCAUGCUGGCCUUGGCCGUCAGCUGCCUCCUUUGCAGGAGAUGCGCCUUUGCUGAGGAUGAUCAGAAGAGGCGCCAGACCGACUGCCUGGGGCUAUGUCCUUGUGUGGUGCAAGGUGAUGUGCCCGACAGCGACUUGCACUCCUGGGAGGUGAGUGGAGAAGACCUCUUCGGGAGUUGCCCCUCGUGCUUGCCGUUUCCACGGCACCUCACUGCCCGGCAGUGGACUUGGCGCUUGGCCGAGAUCAACGUUUGGAUUCAGCUGGUGAGCACCGCCUAUGAGGUCCAUCGAUGCCUUUUGCUGCCACGAGCUGUGCUGAAAGAAUUACAACUCACCUUUGCGUGCUUGAUGUUUCUGGCCACGGUGAGCGCCGUGUGGUGGGUGCAUCAGCGAUCGGUCGGGCCUUUACUUCAGUGACUUGGAAGUUCUCCGAGGCUUUUGUGAGUUGGGUCGUGGUUUUGGAGAGGCUUGUGCUUUGGGUUGCUUAGGUCACACGGAUGCGACCUGAAAGGCCCCUUAGCAGCGUGUUUGCUGGAGGACACUUGUCAACAGUCCUGGUUGGACAAGUCCUCCUGCGAAGCUCCGGGCGCUGAUACCUGCGCAUCCCUCAAGCGCUCUUUUCCAGAGACGGGCGAGGGUGUCCGCACCUUCAUCCACGAUACCAUGGACAUCCUCCUUUUCCUCUUCGGUAUCGUGCCCAUUUUCAUGGCUGCUUUGGCGAAAGAGAGCCGCGGCUAUGGCAAGGCCUCACCGGAAGAUGCCAAGCCGGAGGCUCCUGAGCUGCCUGAGAGUGGUGCUUGGCGCAACAACGCAGGUUAGAGCAAGAGGUGUUUCAGACCAGGAGGCUCAAAGAGCCUCCGUAGGUUUCUGCGGGAGAGGAACAGUUGCUGCCGGCAUCCAGAAACCCAGCCAUGCUUUGGUGAAGACUUGAAGUUUGGAAUCCCUCGAUGUUGCACCUACGAACCCCCCUGAGGGAGG